CGACACUGUCUCCUUGACACUUGACGCAAUACGAUUAUUCCCAAAAGAAACUCUCACACGAGUCUACCUCUCCCUACGGAUCCUUGAAGUUACUCGUCUGGAACGAAUAGCCUCAGUUCCCAACCAUGCUCUUCACACAAGCUCUCGUCGCCACUGGCGGCUUCGCCGUGCUUUCACAAGCUCAUAUGCUGAUGAACACUCCGAAGCCAUUCGCAUCCCCACAGCUGCUGAAUGGACCUCUGGACCCAAGUGGCAACAACUUUCCUUGCCAGGCCGGCUCCGGGGCUGUCUACUCCGGCACUCCCAGCUCCAUGGCUUUGGGCUCGAGUCAGCCCUUGGCCUUCACUGGCUCGGCAGUCCACGGAGGAGGCUCGUGCCAGGUUUCCAUCACCUACGACACCAACCCAACCAAGGAAAGUGUGUGGAAGGUUAUCCAUUCCAUUGAAGGUGGCUGCCCUGCGAAGAAUACUCCUGGAAACCUGCCUGAAAACGCCAAUCUCGCUGAUCCAUUCGAUUAUUCUUUCCCCAUUCCCGACAAUAUCCCAACCGGCAACGCCACCAUUGCUUGGACCUGGUUCAACAGAGUUGGCAACCGCGAGUUUUAUAUGAACUGCGCGCCCGUCGUCCUCACUGGCAACGGCGGCUCUAAGUCCAACUGGGAGUCGCUGCCAAACAUGCUCGUGGCUAACAUCCCUUCCAUCAACACCUGCAAGACGGUGGAAAACCACGAUUACAAGUUCCCCAAUCCCGGAAAAUCGGUCGAUGUUUUCGGCUCGGAUUUUGAUAAUGGUUUCACAGGAGACUGCGGGGGCUCUACCACUGGUGGCGGUUCCGGUGGCGGCUCCAACGGUGGCUCCGGCGGUGGCUCUGGAUCGUCUCCCUCACCAUCCACCACUGCUCCGGCUGCUGCUCCCACUAAUGCUCCUGGUGGAGGUGGAGGUGGAGGUGGAAUCUUUAUCACAGCCCCGGUUCCUGAUUCUCCCACCACUUCUGCUCCUGCUCCUCCUGCUCAAACCGGCGGCGGCUCUUCCGGUGGUGGAUCCGGCUCUGGCUCUGGCUCUGGCUCUGGCUCUGGCUCUGGCUCUGGUGGCUCUGGCUCCGGUGGCUCGGGCAGCUCCGGUGCUGGAUCUGCUUGCAGCACUGAUGGCAUGUGGAACUGUGUUGAUGGAAAGUCAUACCAGCAGUGCGCUGCCGGCGUCUGGACGCCCGUCAUGCCACUUGCUGCUGGCACCGUUUGCGAUGUCGGCCAGUCUACUUCUCUCAACAUCAAGGCUGCCGGCAAGAAGAUGAGGCGCCUUGCCGUUCGUUUCCGGGGUUAA
This is a messenger RNA of Neurospora tetrasperma FGSC 2508, 1319 nucleotides long. RefSeq lists its product as uncharacterized. NCBI's taxonomy places the organism in Eukaryota, Fungi, Ascomycota, Sordariomycetes, Sordariales, Sordariaceae. The record is from RefSeq and is a predicted model, not a curated record. The coding region runs from base 126 to 1319 and encodes 397 amino acids. The transcript has a single exon.